Molecule: messenger RNA, 3567 nt
Organism: Thyridium curvatum
Lineage: Eukaryota; Fungi; Ascomycota; Sordariomycetes; Thyridiales; Thyridiaceae
Exons: 3
Coding region: 1-3567 (1188 amino acids)
Biological process (GO): L-lysine biosynthetic process
Molecular function (GO): L-aminoadipate-semialdehyde dehydrogenase [NAD(P)+] activity
Source: RefSeq, a predicted model, not a curated record
AUGUCCCAAGGUCAAUUGGGCAGUCCUCUGCCCGAUCCGACGGCUGACUUGGACUGGAGCGGUUACCAAGGAGCCAUCCAUGAGAUCUUCAACCGCAAUGCUCAGGCUCACCCUGACAGGCUCUGCGUCUCCGAGACCAAGGGUCCCAGGUCGCCUGAGCGCAACUUUACUUACAAGCAGAUCAACGAGUCUUCCAACCAGCUGGCCCACUACUUCCUGGCCAAGGGCUGCCAGCUCGGCGAUGUGGUCAUGAUCUAUGCCCAUCGCGGCGUCGACCUGGUCGUGGCCUACAUGGGCGCCCUCAAAGCCGGUGCAACCGUCAGCGUGCUGGACCCUCUGUAUCCUCACGACCGCCAGAAGGUCCUAUUGGAAGUCGCCAACCCGGUGUUCCUGGUCCAGAUCCAGAAGGCCACCGAGGAGGCCGGACCCCUGGGCGAGACCGUUGCCGAGUUCAUCGCCAACAACCUCAAGAUCAAGGCGUCUGUUCCGGCGCUCAAGCUCCAGGCCGACGGCAGUGUCGCCGGAGGUCUCGUCGACGGCCAGGACUGCCUCCAGCCGCACGAGUCCCUCAAGAGCCAGUUCCCGGAUGUCCUCGUCGGCCCGGACUCAAACCCCACCCUCAGCUUCACCUCCGGCUCCGAGGGCAAGCCCAAGGGCGUUCUGGGCCGGCACUUCUCCCUCGUCUACUACUUUCCCUGGAUGAAAGAGCGCUUCGGCCUGUCGGAGAACGACAGGUUCACCAUGCUGUCGGGCAUCGCCCACGAUCCCAUCCAGCGCGACAUCUUCACGCCGCUUUUCCUCGGCGCCUGCAUCAUCGUCCCUCACCGCGACAGCAUCGCGCACGAGCUCCUGGCCGAGUGGAUGAAGGAGAACCGCGCGACCGUCACGCACCUCACGCCCGCUAUGGGUCAGAUCCUGGUCGGCGGUGCCUCGGCGCAGUUCCCCUCGCUGCAUCACGCCUUCUUCGUGGGUGACCUGUUGACCAAGAAGGACAGCAGGAGACUGCAGGAGCUUGCGCCGAACGCUUACAUCGUCAACAUGUACGGCACUACGGAGACUUCAAGGGCCGUCUCGUAUUUCGAGAUCCCCAGCAAGGCGGCGCAGCCCGAGUACCUCGAUGACCUUCCCGAUAUCAUCCCCGUCGGGCAGGGCAUGCACAAUGUUCAGCUUUUGGUCGUCGACCGUGACGACAAGAACAAGAUCUGCAAGAUUGGCGAGCAGGGAGAGCUCUUCCUUCGAGCCGGAGGCCUGGCCGAGGGAUAUCUCGGCGACGAUGAGCGCACCAGGGAACUGAACAACACCAAGUUCCUCACCAACUGGUUCGUCGACCCCCAGAAGUGGGUUUCCGAGUACGAACAGACUGCUGCCGCGAACCCCAAGCCCUGGAUGAAGCUCUUCAAGGGCCCCAGGGAUCGCAUCUACCGGACUGGUGACCUUGGCCGAUUCCGCCCCGACGGCACGGUUGAGUGCACUGGUCGCGUGGACAACCAGGUCAAAAUCCGUGGAUUCAGAAUCGAGCUGGGCGAGAUUGACACCUACCUCUCACAACACCCCUUCAUCCGGGAGAACGUCACCAUGGUGAGGAGAGACAAGGACGAGGAGCCGACCCUGGUGAGCUACAUCGUUCCCGAGGCCAAGCGAUGGCUCGAGCACACCGCCCAAGAUAGCAGCGCCUUGCUCGAGGCCCCAACAGAGCAGGAUUCACUGGUCACUAUGCUCAAGCGGUUCCGUUCGCUGUCGGAGGAUUGCAAGAACUUCCUCAAGACCAAGCUGGCCCACUACGCCAUCCCGACCAUGUUCAUCCCGCUUGCUCGUAUGCCCCUGAAUCCCAACGGCAAGAUUGACAAGCCUGCCCUCCCCUUCCCCAGCAAGACUGACCUCGCCUUCCUGAACCGGAGGAACUCGCGCACUUCUUCGGCGCUGGCAACCCUCACCGAGACUCAGCAGAAGGUCGCCAAGAUCUGGGCCGAGGUCCUGCCCAACAUCUCCGCCAGGAUGCUUACGCCCAAGUCCAACUUCUUCGAGGAGGGUGGCCACUCCAUCCUGGCGCAGCAGAUGUUCUUCAAGGUCCGCAGCGAGUGGAAGGAGAUCGACAUCCCCAUGAGCACCAUCUUCCAGUCCCAGACCCUCGAGGCCUUCUCGACCGAGAUCGAGAACGCCCAGGACCCCACCGGUCUGCGUCUCGACUACAACCCCGACGGCACCCCUGCCAGCGACGAGGCCUACUCGGCCGACGCCCGCGACCUCGUCCAGCAGCUGCCCAAGUCUAUCGCCAAGGCGAGCACCUCGGUGCCCACGGGCCCCUUCACCGCGUUCCUCACCGGAGCUACCGGCUUCCUGGGCUCGUACAUCCUGCGCACCCUCCUGCAGACGAACAAGGACAUGCGCGUCAUCGCCCACGUGCGCUGCAAGGACCCCGCGUCCGGCCUGCAGCGCCUCAAGACCAUCGCCAAGGCCUACGGCCUCUGGCAGGACGGCUGGGACGGCCGCGUCGAGGUCGUCCCCGGCGACAUCGCCAAGCCGCAGCUCGGCCUGUCGUCGGCGGACUGGGACCGCUGCGCCGCCGAGGUCGACCUCGUCGUCCACAACGGCGCGCAGGUCAACUGGAUGCUGCCGUACUCGAGCCUGCGGGCCGCCAACGUGCUGAGCACGAUGGAGUGCAUCGCGCUCUGCAGCGCCGCCGGCGGCAGGCCCAAGCGCUUCACCUUUAUCAGCUCCACGUCGACGCUCGACACGCCGCACUACGUCGAGCUGUCGCAGAAGAGCGUCGCCGCGGGCGGCCGCGGCGUGCCCGAGGAGGACGACCUCGACGGCAGCCGCAAGGGCCUGGGCACCGGGUACGGCCAGUCCAAGUGGGCCAGCGAGUUCGUGACCCGCGAGGCCGGCCGGCGCGGCCUGGUCGGCGUCGUGAUCCGGCCCGGCUACAUCACGGGCGACCCCGAGUCCGGGCUCUCGAUCACCGACGACUUCCUCCUGCGCCUCUGGAAGGGCUGCCUGCAGGUCCGCGCCCGCCCGGACAUCCCCGGCAACACGAUCAACCAGGUCCCCGUCACGCACGUCAGCCGCAUCGUCGUCGCCGCGUCGCUCAGCCCGCCCGCCGACCCGCUCGGCGUCGUGCAGGUCACGAGCCACCCGCGCCUGACGACCAACGGGUACCUCGGCGCGCUCGAGGAGUACGGGUACACGGUCCCGCUCGUCUCGUACAGGGAGUGGUGCGCCCGGCUGCGGGACUACGUCGCCGACGGUGCCAACACGGGCGACAGGGAGCUCGCGCUGCUGCCGCUGUUCCACUUCGUCGUCGGGAACCUGCCCGCCGACUCGCUGGCGCCGGAGCUGGACGACGCCAACGCCGACAGGGCGCUGCGGGCCCUCGGGUUCGACCCGAGGAACCUGAAGGACGUGGCGGUCACGCCCGAGGCCGUGGGCCACUAUCUUGCGUUCCUGACGGCGACUGGGUUCCUGCCGCGGCCUGAGGCGGCCGGCAGGAGGGCUAUCCCCGAGAAUGGGUUUGAUGUCCGGGCGCUGGAGGCGUUGGAUGGGGCUAGUGCCCGUGGGAGUCGGUCGUGA